Messenger RNA from Penaeus indicus, 558 nucleotides. Its product is annotated as DNA-directed RNA polymerase subunit beta''-like. Bases 1 to 558 code for a protein of 185 amino acids. The record is from RefSeq and is a predicted model, not a curated record. The transcript has a single exon. NCBI's taxonomy places the organism in Eukaryota, Metazoa, Arthropoda, Malacostraca, Decapoda, Penaeidae.
AUGCAUGCCGUCAAGUACAUCUACAUCGACAUCAACAAGUACAUCCACUACAACAAGCACUUCUACAUCUACAUCUACAUCGACAAGUACUUCCACUACAACAAGCACUUCUACAUCUACAUCGACAAGUACUUCCACUACAACAAGCACUUCUACAUCUACAUCGACAAGUACUUCCACUACAACAAGCACUUCUUCAUCUACAUCGACAAGUACUUCCACUACAACAAGCACUUCUUCAUCUACAUCGACAUCAACAAGUACUUCCACUACAACAAGCACUUCUUCAUCUACAUCGACAUCAACAAGUACUUCCACUACAACAAGCACUUCUACAUCUACAUCGACAAGUACUUCCACUACAACAAGCACUUCUUCAUCUACAUCGACAACUACUUCUACAUCUACCACCACCACAACUUCAACAAGCACAUCUACUUCAACAUCAACAAGCACUUCCACAUCAACAAGUACUUCAACUUCAACGAGCACAUCCACAUCGACAAGUACUUCCACAAGAAGUACCUCCACGUCAACAACAACUUCCACACUGUCUAG